AUGGCUGCACCAGAGAAUCCAUUUACCAACCUGGAUGUUUCCUGCAAAUGGACAGGCGAUCCCAUUUCAGAUGUGGAUGUCUCCGUCUCCGUUGAUGUCUGUUGCACGCCAGGCACAAGCCUGGUCGUUCUCGACACACGAUAUCCAGCUAAUUCUCGCGUGAAGGAGUUCUCCCUCGCGCCGAAGCAAGAACUCCUCCAACUGCCGCAGAUAGAGGACGUCGAUUCACCACCUACCUCGACCGUUCACACGCCUACUCCCUCGCCCAACGUAAGUGCCGCAUACCCACACCAACUCACGACCGGUGAGAGCCUCUCCAAUCCGGCCACCACAGUGAAAACCGACUCUCUCCCCGACGCAGAUACGCCCCCGAUCGACUCGGAUUCAGAAAGUGUUCUCGUGCAGGAGAAUCUGCAUCAAGAUGGCUUCCUCGGUUCCAGCGUACUCCCCGACCCGUUCUACUCCGACUUAUCCCUGGAGCCGCGUGGCCCAGCUCAAAUCAAUGCAGGCAGUCUGAAUGGGACGUCGCGCAAGAGAUCCGCGAAGGCCGCCUCAUUGCCCGAUUCAGUAACAGACUCGGAGAGAGGGUACGGUGGUUUCAAAGCUGACAAGAGCUCUUUUGGCUCCACAUCGACAUCGACUCGCUCUGUCAAUCACAGUCGCCAACACAGCAUGAUUCCUCGACCUCGACUCCGGCCGAAGAGUGUGGCUGUUCAACGCCCAAGUUCAGUCGACCCAUCCAAGAUGGGCCUGCCCAGAGAUACAGUUCCAGCCCUCAACGUUGAUUUCCGCGGCCUUGGGAGUAAUAGCGCUCCACCGAACAGUAAGAUCAAAGAGAACACUAUCCCCUCGCACCGGAGACGUGCUCUUGUCCGCCAUUAUCUACGACCCCCCGCCACACCUUCCAAACCCGGCCGCCUAGCCCGAGAAGGAGAUCGAGAUUCGAGCGAUGAUACAGUGACUGAUUCGGCGGAUCUGGAGAAGCUUUCCACGGUUGCAUUUGCUGGUAGCCCAUGUGACUACACCGGAAUAACGGAUGGUUCAGACACCGUCUCAUCGCCCGAGAACAAGAGCGAGGCCGGAAUAGACCCCUUUGUGCAACCAAACACGCCACACAUUUGGGCCGAUGAAAACUAUGCUACGAACGGGUCCGAUAUGCCUCGCCUUGUUUAUACUGAUGGCAGAUUCCACAUAUUCACUCCCCAUGGUACGAAGUCUUCGACAUACACCGUCAAAAUCAAUCUCUCAGUGCCGCUCCAGGAUGGCAAGCCGGGAUGGUGGCAGCUCUUCGUUUCAGGACUUCCACGGCUAGCUCCGGAUGACAAUGGAUAUCUGUAUUUUCAAAUCCCCGAGGAUCAAGGAUUCGAGUUUCGCACAAUACAUUUCAAGCGUCAUAAGGUCAUGCAAGGUUACCUGAUGGCCCAGAUGCUCACCCCUACGAAACUCAUCCUACAUCUCCGGACUUGCGAGCUGAACUUCUAUGGCUAUGUUAGAGAUUUUAAUGUGACCCAAGCGGUUCAGGCAGAGAUCGGCCAGGAGAUUCAUAACGCAGAGCAAUCAAUUCGUCUUGUCAAGUACCACGCCGUGUGCUCUCUUGACAUGGUUCAGCAGGACUUCUGGGCUGAGAGAUGUGGCUUUUGGAUUUACAUUCAUGGUGGACCGGAGGGAGCAUUCCUUUGCGCACUUCCAAGAACUGGGUUUCUUCCACCAUUUUAUACCAUCCAUCUGGAAACGUCUGGCCACGAAGUCGGAGUUACACGACUCGAGAUAUUAGCCAGCCGAGCCACUCUUGACAAGUUCGCUAUCACCUGGGAGAUGAAAGUUCCGCUUUCCAACCACAAGGCAUUGACUUGGAUGCCACGGAUCCGAGCAAAUGACUUGCUCGAAAUGGAGGAUGAGUUACGCGAGGAAUACGUCCAGCAGGGAGCUCGCAAUAUGCUCGAGGUUGUUCGGGCUGACAGAAUACGCGAGCCAGGAAGUGACGUCGAUCCAGUUCCCGCAAAUCCUCAAGAGAAAAUUAAGGACAUUCCUGUCCCUUCAGAAAUCCAGCGAUCCCAGUGGACUUUGAGAAGAGUGAUCCGUUAUUUCAUUAUUUCUACCUUCGUGAUCAUCUGCCUCCGUAUUUACGUGCGCGUGCUGGAUAGUCUUCGUCUUGAAAACCAACUUCCACAAUGUGAAGUGACGAAGCCGGUGGAUGUUAUAUUCCAGCCGGAGCUUCUAGGCGAAGAUGAGGAUGAGCCUAGCCAUGAACAGAACAUUGACCACGAGCUUGAGGUGGAGUCUGAGAAGGCCGGAAACCUCAAAGUGACUGUGGUGCCUCAGGCUGACGGAAAUCCUGAAGAGCGAUUUGUGCCUGUCCCUACUACGCCUUUACGUGACCAGGUGGAUUACUUCUUGGGAUGGCGAGGCCCUAUCGAGCGGUUCUAA
Molecule: messenger RNA, 2427 nt
Organism: Penicillium argentinense
Lineage: Eukaryota; Fungi; Ascomycota; Eurotiomycetes; Eurotiales; Aspergillaceae
Exons: 2
Coding region: 1-2427 (808 amino acids)
Source: RefSeq, a predicted model, not a curated record